CACGCUAUCUGCUGCGACCUGCUAAGUGUUUACUCAAACAUUUAACCAGAACAGUUUCAUUUUUCAACGUUGCUGUUAGUCUUUUACGAGGUUAAUGAGAUGUUUUAACUGUCCAUUUUCAGCUUUUUAAUUGCCUCCUUAGACCACGGAAAAUUCUGGAGGUUGAUCAUGGCAUACCAACAAGGUCAACAAUACCUGUGACAUCUGCAACCAUCCUGACAACUGCAACCACUGCAACAGAUACAAAAACAACAGGAGCUCCAUCAGGAACACGUCUGCGCACGUUUCGCCUAUUAGGACUGGACUAAAAGAAAAAACUUGAGAUACCUACACGACGUUCUUGAUCUGCUGCUAUAAAAUGUCAUGUAGAUAAGGGUAACCACACAAUGUGGCAUCAAAUUUUGAUAAUACAGAAUCUGACGUCACUAGUUUAGUAUUACGAAAUUUUUAACAUUAAGGCAGCUCCACAGCAUAUGACGUCAUCAUUAGCAGUAUAUGGGCUGACAUCGCCUAUACUUGUACCGUGAAACACCUGACAUCACAAAAGCAUAAACACUGAGCAGCUAACAUAACCUGCAAUAGUACUUCGUAAUAUCGGCUGCACUAGGGCCAUGACCCUGACAUCCAAAGCAGUAAUUACAUAGAGCACCUGACAUCUUCAGAAUUACCAGCUAAUAUCACCUGCAGUAGAACCAUGGAUGCCCUGAUAUCACCAGCAGCGGUAUCACGAGGCCCCUGAUAUCAGGAUGCUAGAGGUCGGAGGCGAGGAAUGCGCAGGACCCCGACAUCUCGCCGUAAAAAUCAGUCCCGUCAGGAGGCUAUGCAGAGCGGAGGGAGUCGAGCAGCAGCCAGAUGAAAACGAGGGUGUGACAGCGUGUCCUCAGGUCCUGCGGCAACUGUGUGCCCAGCUUCGAACUCCCGGAAGGAGUGGUCGUGGCGGGCGUGGACCUACUCUCUCCCUGGCCGCCCUCAGAAGCCGGCUGGCGUCACGGCCGUACUGGCUGCGGUGCCUGUGCUCACAGCAGGAAGUGCCGUCCAUCACAGAGCGAGAACUUGUGCCACUGCUGUCUCUCACCCCAGCACACCGCUUCAUUGUCCUCGUCGUUACCAACUCCAGCCAAAGCCAAGGUUCGGUGGUGGUAGGGGGAGAGUCGCUGAUCAAGGCGGUGUACGUGGCCCAGAACCUGCCAGCUCUACGUCCGUGUCUUCAGAGCCCCAGUGAGCCCUCCUUGGCCUUCAUCAAGUACGAUUUGGCUAAGUCUAAGGGCAAGCGGAAGGAGAGGAAGGGAGCUCAGCCCACUCUCCUCAACGGCGGACAAGUCAAGAUGGGCAUGGUCUUGAUUUAUAAAAAGACGCAGAUGUUGUAUGCAGGCUUUCCCCUUGCUAGCUACGGCUGUAUGAAGCAGGACUUCUUGAACUUCAUAUCAGUAUAUGCUAAGCAUGACUUCCACCUGAGGGCAUCCCCGCUGGAGCCCAGGGAUAACUCAUCGGAUGACCCCCAAGAGAUUCCUGAAGAAACCUAAUAGGGUAUCCCUCGAAUGAGGGUACUUAUAGUUCACGAAACCUUUAGUUGUCAGAGCUGUUUUCUUCAAAUAUAUUUUGGGUGUUUCCAUGUGAUAACUUUUUAUGUUCACUGGGAAAUGUGGCAUACGCCAAGUUUGUCAUGUUCAACAUGCAUCACACAUGACAUCAGUUCUGCAUAUCAUCAAAAACCAGCUUAAAGCAUGGCAACUUACUCUGUGAAUGAAGACCAUAGUUGCAUACCGGUAACUACCAAUUGUACAGUAAGUUGGCCAGUCUGGUGAGGAGGGGGGCCCCAGUGUAGACUACCUUGUGACCGGGGCUGCCCUGGACCUCCAGUUCCUCACUUGCUUUCAGAUGGUUAACACAGAGUUCUAUCCUUUGUGUACGGGUAUAAGUUGUAGCUCAUGAGAGUAUUCUUAUUUAUGUUCUCGUCAAAUGUACUCACAGCAUGUUAUUAGUGAAAUGUAAAUUACAUUAGUGGUGAAAAUAUAUGGGUACUCAAAAGCAAACAUCUAGUAUAUACUUUAUU
This is a messenger RNA of Cherax quadricarinatus, 2053 nucleotides long. The record is from RefSeq and is a predicted model, not a curated record. Lineage: Eukaryota; Metazoa; Arthropoda; Malacostraca; Decapoda; Parastacidae.